Argentina anserina (silverweed cinquefoil) is the source of this 2432-nucleotide messenger RNA. RefSeq lists its product as uncharacterized. The transcript is spliced from 7 exons. Bases 177 to 2219 code for a protein of 680 amino acids. Lineage: Eukaryota; Viridiplantae; Streptophyta; Magnoliopsida; Rosales; Rosaceae. The record is from RefSeq and is a predicted model, not a curated record. Gene Ontology annotation, molecular function: protein binding.
CUCAUUGAUUUUGCAUAGUUUAGGAGCGAAACUCGGUCCGUGAAUUGUGGGCUUUGUGGGUAUUAAAGGGUCUGUAAUGAUCUGUGCUGAGUAGUUUCUUUUGAUUUGGGUGGAGGACUGGAGGGAGAGUUAGGGUGGUGGUUUUUGAUGUGGAAUAUUGGUCUCAAGUUCAAGACAUGCUGAGUGCUGAUGAAGGUGAGAAGGAUUUGUUCUUUGAUUCCGCAGAGUAUUUGUCAUCUGAAGAGUCAGUGGUAGUAGAAGAGGAGCUGGAGUUGGAGUUGGAGUAUGAGAUUUGGGUGAAUGAGCCGCCCAGUGUGAAGGAACGACGAGACAGUUUUCUACGGCAGAUGGGUUUAGCUGAAUCUGGUUCUGCAAUGUUUGGUUCUGUGGAGGUGGAAAGGGAGGUAGCCACCUCAUUGGAGAUGAUGGGAUUGGAGAGGUUUUCGGAGCGUAGUGGAGAUGCCUCAAGCUCUUGCAGCUCCUCAUCUACUCACAUUGAGGAAUAUUCGGGUUUUGAAAGCAGGGGUGGAGAGAAUCAAGCAAAUUUCAUGUAUGAAGAAUUUGACAGAGGCCUGCAGGACAAGUCAAAUUUAGUAUCAAUUCUGGAGUCAGUACAAGUUUCUACUUCCGGUAGUGAUUGUUCUCAGAGGGAAACUUGUUUUAAAAGAGAUACUGAGGCUACUGAGGAAGAAUGCGAGAGUGCAAAGCAAAGCCGUAAGAAGAAGAGAAGUUGGUGGAAACAAUUUAUAAACAAGGGCAAGAGGAGACGAGAUAAAGUUUUCUCAGAGGUAUCAAAACCUGAUACUGAAGUAUCCAAAGAAAACAAAAUGAUGGUUAAACAUAAUAGUAAGAGGUACAUGGAGUUUGCUGCACUUUGCACCGGGCAAGAAAUUCAGGCUCACAAUGGGUAUAUUUGGACCAUGAAGUUUAGUCCUGAUGGUCAAUACCUUGCAACUGGUGGUGAGGAUGGGGUUGUACGCAUUUGGCGUGUUACAUCAGAUGCCUCUAAUUACCUGAUGGCUCAAGGCAAUUUAGAUAGAAAACUUAAAAAAAUCAAGUCCGGAUGUCGAGUUAUUUUUCCUGACAAUAGUUUUCGAAUUGAAGAGUCACCGCUCCAAGAGUUUUUCGGCCACACCUGUGAUGUAUUAGACCUGGCUUGGUCAAAUUCAAACCAUCUCAUUUCUUCGUCUAUGGAUAAAACUGUUCGACUGUGGGAAGUUGGUUGCAGUCAGUGCCUAAAUGUUUUCCAUCACAAAGACUAUGUGACAUGCGUUCAGUUCAAUCCUCUUGAUGACAAUUACUUCAUUAGUGGAUCCAUAGAUGGAAAGGUUCGGGUUUGGGGACUUUCUGAGAUGCGAGUUGUUGACUGGGCUGAUGUGCGAGAUGUUAUAACAGCUAUUUGUUAUCAACCAGAUGGGAAGGGUUUUGCAGUUGGUUCCCUUGCUGGCACUUGCCGCUUCUAUGAAGAAUCAGCAAAAGAAGCACUUCAGCUUGUUGCACAGAUUCAUAUUCGUUCUAGAAGGAAGACCUCCAGCAACAAAAUCACUGGCAUUCAGUUUUCCCAGGAAAACCCACGAAGAGUUAUGAUAACAUCAGAAGACUCAAAAGUCCGUGUGUUCGAUGGGGUAGAUCUCGUUAAGAAAUACAGAGGUCUUCAAAAGUCGGGAAGUCAAAUGUCAGCAUCUUUCACAUCGAGUGGGAAACGUAUUAUCUCAGUUGGAGAGGACUCACACAUUUAUUUAUGGGACUAUGACAGCUCUUGUCUUCCAUCAUCCAAGCAAACCAAAUCAGUUCGAUCCUGCGAACAUUUCUAUUGUGAAGGCGUGUCUGUCGCAAUCCCUUGGUCAGGCAUGGGAACAGAACAGAAGAAAUUAGAAGAUGCUAGUCCACGAUAUUGUUCACAAACACAAGGCAGACUAGAGGCUACUCCGAGCAGUAGAGAUUCAGAACGCUUUUUGCUUGGGAAUUGGUUUUUCCUGGAUGGACCCUGCAGGGGUUCUGCAACUUGGCCAGAGGAGAACCUUCCUCAUUGGGAUUUACCAGUUGAAGGGGAUAAAGAUAAUCACUGGCAACACGAAGACCAUCAACGCCAUUCCCACGACAAUAAAGCUCACAACCACUUGACGAAAUCAGAUACAUGGGGGCUUGUCAUUGUAACUGCUGGAUGGGAUGGGAAAAUCAGGACAUUCCAUAACUAUGGAUUGCCGGUCAGUUUGUAAGAGUUCAUCUGUCUCAGCAUUCAGUCGAUGAUCAUCUUGACAUCGACAGAUCGUAGCUCAUUAAGUAAGUUAGGAGAUCAGCAGCAGAGAUUUGAAAACUAUGAAGUUUCAGAGGCUGUUCAAAUCCACACCCAGCUUGAAUUUUCACUAGAGCUGGAAGCCCUUGCGAAGAGCUUCAUUAGAGUGUACAUUUUCACUUCGCUAUGUCAGUCA